Messenger RNA from Phascolarctos cinereus (koala), 1299 nucleotides. Its product is annotated as cathelicidin-related antimicrobial peptide Bf-CRAMP-like. Lineage: Eukaryota; Metazoa; Chordata; Mammalia; Diprotodontia; Phascolarctidae. Gene Ontology annotation, biological process: antimicrobial humoral immune response mediated by antimicrobial peptide; defense response to Gram-positive bacterium; innate immune response. The record is from RefSeq and is a predicted model, not a curated record. Gene Ontology annotation, molecular function: lipopolysaccharide binding. Gene Ontology annotation, cellular component: extracellular region.
AUAAGGGGCUGGCUGAGAGUCAGUGAGGCAGAGGAAGGAGCAUGGAGCAUCUCAGGAAGGCCCUACUGUUGGCCAGUGUGGCCACUCUCAUCCCCACGCAGGCUUUCCCUCUGUCCAGCCUGAGCUAUGAGCAGGCCCUUUCCACAGCCAUUCAUUUCUACAAUGAAGUACACAGAGGAGAGAAUGCCUUCCGACUUCUCCAAACCUACUCUCCUUCAUCCAAUAAGGACCCCCAAGAACAAACUCUGAAGCGUGUGAACUUUACCUUGAAGGAAACUGUGUGCCCAAUGACCGAGGAUCUUGUGCUAUACCAGUGUGACUUCAAAACUGAUGGGCUGGUGAAAGAAUGUCAAGGCUCACUAUCCAAUGAACAGGGCAUUGCUGCCAUCAUCCUCACCUGUGACCCAGUGGCCCCCGAGCCUUCUCGCUUCAGAAGAGCCCUGUUUCCCAGACGAAGGAAAGGUUCAAACAAACCUGGGAAAUACUCUGUGCUUUUUGCUGCAAAGCCCUCUGUAGGCAAGACCCCACAUAUACUGACUAUCUAGGCUCAAGCCAAUAUAACUUAAAGCCUGCUUUCUCCCUUAUAUUUGACUCUUUUUCAGUUUCCACUCCCCUUAAUGAUACACACAAAUAAACACACACACACACACACCCUUGUAUAAUCUAUAGGUAUAUAUUUUUCUGUGUGUGGUACACAUAUGUAAUACAAUGUUUGGGGUACAUAUAUAUAAUUUGCAUGGGGUGUAUAUACAUAUGACGUGUGUGUGUGUGUGUGUGUGUGUGUGUGUGCGUGCGUGCGCGUUCAGCCUGGUCUUCAAGACUUGAGCAUUUGUAUAAGAUUUUCUUCCUUGGUGGAGAAAACAUCUUGAUACUACAAACCUAUCCACGUGAAAGGUGGAAUUGGUAGAAUGGCUUUGGAGAAGAGAGAUUAUUCCUCCUUCCUGCUUGAAGGGAGGACACACAUUUCCUAAAUAUUCUUUUUAAAAAGUUCGGGGGGAGUGAGAGAGAGAGAGAGACAGACAGACAGACAGACAGACAGACUGACUUUGGAAGGCAGAUAUACAGGAGAAAGCUGGUUCCUUAAAUGUGUCCCAGAUUUCCAGGUUGCCUUCCUAGAAUCUUUAGGGAAUUGCCCCUUGGAUGAGAUUGCAGCAUUUCUUUCUUGGUUGAACUGAAACAUCUCAUGCUAACUGGGAGAGGUUGUUGAUUCUGUGCAUUUUCUGGCAUAUUCUAACUUACGUAACUUGCCUGAUUUCUGUUUGCUAUGUGCUUGGAUAAAUGGAUUUACUCAUUCUUCAA